Xenopus laevis (African clawed frog) is the source of this 3461-nucleotide messenger RNA. RefSeq names its product von Willebrand factor C domain containing protein 2 like S homeolog (gene vwc2l.S). The record is from RefSeq and is a predicted model, not a curated record. Lineage: Eukaryota; Metazoa; Chordata; Amphibia; Anura; Pipidae. The transcript has 4 exons. Bases 1225 to 1893 code for a protein of 222 amino acids. Gene Ontology annotation, biological process: negative regulation of BMP signaling pathway. Gene Ontology annotation, cellular component: extracellular region; AMPA glutamate receptor complex; synapse.
UAGCGUCUCUUCUGCUACGGACUGGAGCGUUGCUGUGUCGCUGUUGCGUCCUGCUGUGCAGUGGAGGAAACGCUGCGCCUCUGCUGCUGUUGCUGUUGUGAGUGCGUGUAUCAGGGGCGCUGUGUGCCAUUGUACUGCCGGGCGACUCUCUCUCUGGGAACAGCUCAGAACAGCGCGACUCUCUCUGGGUACAGCUCAGCGCGACUCUCCGCUGUCCGUGGUGCUGAUCUCUGCUUGGCGUCGCUUGUCAAUGGGCAGAGCUCUAUUCAAGUCAGUUCACUUCUUGACGGAGCUCGGAGCCGCUGUCCGUGGUGCUGAAGACAAACAGCCUGUUGUAUGAGUCGCAUUGCUGUCCAUGGUGCGGAUUAUAACUAUGCCCGGGGUGCUACAGUCAAGCAGUGUUUAGAUGGAGACAAGAGCAUUGAUGUGUUCGUAAUGAUGAAAAAGCAGCCACUUGGGAGCUAAUCAUUGUUGGGGUGUUGUUUGCUCCCCCAUAUUAUCUCUAUUGUGGUGCUGAAUUGACUCUGGUUGUGAAGCAAAAUGUUGGUUGUAUUUAUUGUAUUCUCACACUGCAGGGUGAUCACCUGAAAUGUAAAAAGUUAUGAAUUCCCCUUGUUUUUUAUCCUCUGGCUACUUUUCUGACUGCAGCCUCCCACUGAAGCAACAUAUUGCCAUGGUACGGAGGGUGUUCCAGGCUGGGCAGAGGCUGAGCUUCAUGCUGUUGCUGUUUGUGCUGCUGAAAUCAUAAUAUACACAUGCACAUACACACACCGCCUCCUCAUCUGCCGCUGAUUGAGGGGAACCCAACCGAACGGGAUAUAUUGCAGUUGGGACUCCAGUGCAAGUACCAGAAGGUCACAAUGAGCUGUGGAUUAAUCUCUGUGUAUUGUGGGGUCAUCGCUGCAUAUUAGUAAACCAGGCUGUGCAGAGCUGGGAAUCCUGGUGGCAAUACUGUAUGCAUACCAAAUCUUCUGUUCUGUGCCAUGGAUGGAAACCUGAAAGGACACGCUUUAGAUCUUCCUAAAAUGGGCCCUUCUGACACCUAGGAUGGGAUAAAUAUGGAUGGUUAUCCAUUGGCACAAGGUUGUCCUGCUAUUCUUCAGGAUUAACCCCCUUAAAGAUUCCCAAGUGUACUAGUCUCCUUGCAGCUUGUUUCCGACCCACAUGGCAGCAGCUGGAUAGAGUUCCUAGUGGAGUGACACAUAUCAGGUCCGGCAUUGGGGGAUGGCUCUACAUAUUUCUGCAGCCUCAAUGAUUCUGUUGGCAAUCACAGCAUCAGCAUCCUCCGCUGCUAUAACCCAGGAAGACUAUGCUGCAGAUGAAGGAGACCAAACCUCUAGUAAUGAUAACUUGAUUUUCGAUGAUUACAGGGGCAAGGGCUGCGUGGAUGACAGUGGUUUUGUAUACAAACUUCGGGAGAGAUUUUUUCCAGGGCAUUCUAAUUGCCCUUGCGUUUGUACAGAGGAUGGACCUGUUUGUGACCAACCGGAGUGCCCAAAAAUUCACCCCAAGUGUACUAAAGUAGAACACAAUGGAUGCUGUCCAGAGUGUAAGGAAGUAAAAAACUUUUGUGAAUAUCAUGGGAAAAGCUACAAAAUUCUGGAGGAGUUUAAGCCCUCUCCGUGUGAAUGGUGCAGAUGUGAGCCCAGCAAUGAAGUGCACUGUGUGGUGGCAGACUGUGCUGUUCCAGAGUGUGUGAACCCUGUUUACGAGCCUGAGCAGUGCUGUCCGGUCUGCAAGAAUGGUCCUAACUGCUUUGCAGGCACCAUCAUCAUCCCAGCAGGAGUAGAGGUUAAAGUGGAUGACUGUAACAUCUGCCAUUGCCACAAUGGAGACUGGUGGAAACCAGCACAAUGUUCCAAGAGGGAGUGUCAAGGAAAGCCAACCCUAUAGACUGUGCCUAUAUUGGACAGAGAGGAGAGAAUGGACCAUGUCUCUAGAGAUCAGCCAGUAAAUGAACACAUAACUCAAGGGAAAGGUCAAUUAUAGUAUAAUUUUAACUGAAAACAUGCAGGAACAAGUAGGAUUAAUUGUUAGGUGCCGAUGCUGAUCUGCAAUGAUUGAGACAUUCAAAUGACAAAGGAACUUAUGGCAACUCAUGAUCACCUAACCGCCACCUCUGGGGACGGCUGACAAGGUUUAAUCAGAGUGACACUGUGAGGAAGCUUUUGGAUCCGUCAUUGGUCCUUGCAAAUUUACCUGACAAUCUUUUGUCCUGUUAUUUUAUGUUGUUUUUUGUUUUUAAUUAUCCUGAAACUGAAUAUGAUUUUCACAGAAGAGACCACACAAAAAGGGGGGGGGGACAUUAUGUUCUUUUUCAAAAGUAAAUUCUGAUUCAUUCCUGCAUACAGCCUCGGGAUAACUAAACAGUUUACAGUUUGAUUACUUUUGCUUACAGAAAGGCCUUGAAUGUGAUUUUAGAGCACUGCAGAACCAUUUGCUCCGGGCGAAUUAUAUUUGUUUAAAAUGUGCGUCUUUUUCAUGUAGAAACGCAUUGUUUGUCAUCAGUUUUUUUUAUGUAUUGUCUGUUUUCAAUUAAUAUGGGCCAAAUUUCAGUGGCAAAUCUCCAGUGGUGACAACUAGUGAUGGGCAAAUUCAUGUGAAUUUUGACAAUUUGUGGGCAUCAAAAUUAAACCUGGCGACAAUUCCCUGGCGAAACGCACACAUUCACCGUGAAUUUGCCCAUUACUGCUGACAACUGUUCCUUCUGCCUGUCUCUUUAAGCUAAAUGGCCAGUAACAUCAAAACAUGGAAAUGAUUCAUCUGCAUUGAUAUUUAUUUGUCUUCAGAACUUAUACAAUACUCACUUCAGAGCUAAGGCUUUGAACAAACCACUGUUAAAGGAAACGUAAACAGUUUAAAUCAGUGUAAUAUUGCUCUGACUGCUGUUCUAAGCACAGUGCAAAUGUAAUCUAACAUUUCUGUUGUCUUACCUAAGGAGAACAUCUUCCAACGUUCGGCUAACCAACAUGUGGAGCUGUUGUUUCAGUUUCAUUAUAUCAGCAGUGUCAAAAUUGCUAAUAUCUUGAAAUAUAGAUAAAUAAUAUAUGAGCAAUAAUGUCUGAGCAAAUCUACAUUCAUUUGUUUUGAAUGUUUAGGUUUCCUUUGUUUACAUUUCUACCAUUGUUUAUAGUUUAGCCAUAGACAACAGAAAUUUAUAUAUUGAUUCGGGCAGCCUCUGUCAGUGAUAGUUUUCCUUUUAAAUUAAUUUUUCAAACUGCAGAUAGUGGAGAGUGUGCUUUGCACUUUUUUGUGAUGUUACUGGUCCUUUAAAGGGAAACUAUAGCUAAAACAGACUUCCUAUACUAAACAAUAUUUUGUAAAACUCAGCUAUAUUAAGACACAGCUACAAUCUAAUGUAAAAGAAGAUAGGACCUAAUGAUGAAGGGGUAUCUAAUGGUUGCUGUGAAUAUUGGAAUGUAUUCUGUUUUUCUAAAGAAUAAAACACAUCUUCUUUCCUA